Colius striatus (speckled mousebird) is the source of this 2872-nucleotide messenger RNA. It is a transcript of the gene XPNPEP1, whose product is annotated as X-prolyl aminopeptidase 1. The transcript is spliced from 21 exons. Gene Ontology annotation, molecular function: metalloaminopeptidase activity. The record is from RefSeq and is a predicted model, not a curated record. The coding region runs from base 110 to 2050 and encodes 646 amino acids. NCBI's taxonomy places the organism in Eukaryota, Metazoa, Chordata, Aves, Coliiformes, Coliidae.
GUCAGCGGCGGGAGGCCGCGGCGGCCCACGUGGGCGCUGACGUCGCGGCGGCGGACGGCGGGUACGCGGCAGGCACAGUGGAGUUUAUGAAGGCCAAGAAAAGAGCUGAAUGAUAUUUUGUGUGAACAGAGGCGAGAGACAUCCAAACGUGGGAAAGUACAGAGUUGCAGGUUGGAAGAUGAGUCCAAAAAUUACAACAGAGCUGCUGAAGCAACUACGGCAGGUGAUGAAGAGUCCCAAGUAUGUCCAGGAGCCUGUCCAAGCCUACAUAGUGCCCUCUGGAGAUGCCCACCAGAGCGAGUACAUUGCACCCUGUGAUUGCAGACGGGCGUUCAUCUCUGGGUUUGAUGGCUCUGCAGGUACUGCCAUUGUAACAGAGCAGCACGCUGCCAUGUGGACAGAUGGACGCUACUUCCUGCAAGCUGCACAUCAAAUGGAUAACAACUGGACACUCAUGAAAAUGGGUCUGAAAGACACACCGACUCAGGAGGACUGGCUAGUCAGUGUCCUCCCAGAAGGAUCGAAGGUGGGAGUGGACCCUUUCAUUAUUCCAGCUGACCAAUGGAAGAGGAUGUCCAAAGCCUUGAGAAGUGCUGGCCACGACCUUGUGCCUGUCAAAGAAAACCUGAUUGAUACAAUCUGGACAGACUGUCCUCAGCGUCCCUGCAAGCCUCUCAUCACACUCAAUCUGAGUUACACAGGGGUCAGCUGGAGAGACAAAAUUGUAGCCCUCCGUUCAAAAAUGGCUGAGAGAAAAGUCCUGUGGUUUGUGGUAACUGCCUUGGAUGAAGUAGCAUGGCUUUUCAACCUCCGAGGCUCUGAUGUUGAGUACAAUCCUGUGUUUUUUGCAUAUGCCAUCAUAGGAACGAACACAAUCAGGCUCUUCAUUGAUGGUGACCGGAUGAUGGACCCAGUUGUGAGAGAGCACUUACAGCUUGACUCUGCCUUGGAGCCCGAGUUUAAAAUCCAGGUGCUGCCCUAUGGAUCUAUCCUGUCAGAGCUGCAGGCUGUUGGUGCAGGCCUCUCACCCAAGGAGAAAGUGUGGCUCAGUGACAAAGCCAGCUAUGCUCUGACUGAAGCCAUUCCCAAGGCUUACCGAUACCUCACCCCGUAUACCCCCAUCUGCAUUGCAAAAGCUGUGAAGAACGCAUCAGAAACAGAAGGCAUGAGAAGAGCACACAUUAAAGAUGCUGUUGCCCUGUGUGAACUCUUUAACUGGCUGGAAAAAGAGGUUCCAAAGGGAACGGUAACAGAAAUAAUUGCUGCAGACAAGGCAGAGGAGUUUCGCAGUCAACAGAAAGACUUUGUUGAGUUGAGUUUUGCUACCAUAUCAAGCACGGGUCCAAAUGGAGCCAUCAUUCACUACAAGCCAGUUCCUGAGACCAACAGAACGCUGUCUGUGAACGAGAUCUACCUCCUGGACUCAGGAGCACAGUACAAAGAUGGUACAACAGAUGUGACCAGGACAAUGCAUUUUGGCACACCAUCAGCUUAUGAAAAGGAAUGUUUCACCUAUGUCCUGAAAGGACAUAUAGCUGUGAGUGCAGCCAUCUUCCCAAAUGGAACCAAAGGUCACCUUCUAGAUUCCUUUGCCCGCUCUGCCUUGUGGGACUGUGGUUUGGAUUACCUGCACGGGACAGGACAUGGAGUCGGCUCUUUCCUAAAUGUACAUGAGGGUCCUUGUGGCAUUAGCUACAAAACCUUUGCAGAUGAGCCCUUGGAGGCUGGCAUGAUCGUCUCUGAUGAGCCUGGGUAUUAUGAAGAUGGCUCUUUUGGGAUCCGAAUAGAAAAUGUUGUCCUUGUGAUCCCUGCUGAAACCAAGUACAAUUUCAAAAACAGAGGGAGCCUGACAUUUGAACCCUUAACCCUGGUUCCAAUCCAGACAAAAAUGAUUGAUGUUAACUUGCUGACAGAAAAAGAGUGUAACUGGGUGAACAGCUACCAUCAGAAGUGCAGGGAGGUAAUCGGAGCGGAGCUGGAGAGGCAAGGCCGGCACGAAGCUCUUGGGUGGCUCAUCCGGGAGACGGAGCCUCUCCUCAGAGCUCAGUAGCACGGCAGCUGCCUGCGGGGUGCAGAGCAUCAGGACCCUGCAGCGUCACAGGAACCUGCGGCGUCUCGGGCCCCGGCACCGCCGGGACAGCGAUUGUCAAUAAGCCUUUGGAAGUCAGGAGGGGGUUCAUGUAGUGUUUCUCUCCCCGUGACACAUGGGGAUAAGAAGGGUUACUGCCUCAACAAUAGGUUGGGGUUUUUUGGGGGGGUUGGGAUUCAGAAGAGAAAGCAAACAAAAUAAAUAAGCAUGUUGCCUUCAAAACAAGGGUCCUAUUUCAAUAAUGGUUCUAAGAGGCAAUACUGGAAUAUUUUAUACUGUCUGUUUUUUCACUCUGAAAACUCAGUAUUUUUGCAUACUUGGGUUCCAGUUGUUAAGAUGCUACCCACACAGCAGGACUGAUUACUGAAUAAAAGAUUCCAACCAUCUGCCUUCUCUUGCAGUCAGUGAUGUGGUGGGUUUGAGAGCCUGAAGAAGGGCAAGAACCAGAUAAUUCCACCUUUAUGUGUGCGUCCUGCUCAGACAGUGAGGAAGUAUGUAUGGGGCUGCCCUGUGCUAGGCGCUGGGCAGAUGUUCUGGGGAAGCCUGACAGGAGCAGCCAGUUCUGCCUGUGCCUUGUGACAGAGCGUGCGAGGGAUGUGAUGACACUCAGCAGAGGUUUGUGUGUGCACAGCACCCAGCCCAGCACUUCUGUCCAUUGUUAGGACUUAGUGAGGACUUGUGUAACCCUUGGCAGCGCCGGAUCCUUGGGCAGUAUCGUGGAAUUACAGCUUUUCCUGGACACAAAGCAAUUAUUAAGUUAAAUAAAUGCAUACAAUGGACAAA